Messenger RNA from Chenopodium quinoa (quinoa), 1992 nucleotides. RefSeq names its product WAT1-related protein At1g68170-like. Bases 578 to 1798 code for a protein of 406 amino acids. Lineage: Eukaryota; Viridiplantae; Streptophyta; Magnoliopsida; Caryophyllales; Amaranthaceae. Gene Ontology annotation, molecular function: transmembrane transporter activity. The transcript is spliced from 8 exons. Gene Ontology annotation, cellular component: plasma membrane. The record is from RefSeq and is a predicted model, not a curated record.
UGAACUUAAAUUAUAUAUUUAUAAAUGUUAUUGUAUUAAGGUGAGAAAAGUAAAGCCUAAGUCUACAACAAUGAAAUCUACAAAGUAUAAAAUACAAUGUACUAUAUAUCCUUUACAAAUCCUGAUUUAACAAAAAAAGAAAAGAGAAAAAAAAUAAAAUGACUAUUCAUUAGUUAGUUGGACCAGCGUACAAGUGGUUGAGUUAGUCCUUUGACAUACCAUAUGGAUUGACGUCCAAGCCACAAAGUGUUUCACUUAACAUUUGGACAUCAACCUAGCUUAGUAGUUAUAUACUUUUUUAUAUAUUUUUUUACAGGAACCUCUAGUUAUACAUUUACUUACGACUUGAAUUGGGGGUAUCCCAAGAAGCAAAACUUAAACAUCCUUCUUAAAUUUCCAUGCUCAUAAAGCUUCAAUUCUGUUGCACUGCAAAACACAAAACAAGCUAAAUAAAAAAAAAUAAAUAAUAAUAAAAAAAAAAAAAAAAAAGGAGAGAAAGUCCUCUCUAACUUCGGAGGAAUUGAAUUGAAGUACGACUUUCCUCAUUGUUUAGGGUUGUUUUAUUUACAAAUUUAAGAUGGUUGAGUUUUGGAAAUUCAUCAAUGACAUAAAAUCAAUAAUUAUGAUGGUGACUGUUCAAGUUUCAUUUGCUGUUGUCAACAUUUUAUACAAGCUUGCUGCAGUUGAUGGCAUGAACCUCAGGGUCUUAGUGGCGUAUCGCCUUCUUUUCGCGGCUGCCUUCAUCGUCCCAGUCGCUUACUUUAUUGAAAGAAACCUCACCUCAAAACCAAAGUUAACAUGGACGGUUCUCGGCCAAGCUUUUCUGUGUGGACUUUUUGGGGGAACAUUGGUUUAUAAUCUAUUUUUGGAGAGCCUUGUAUUAACCUCUGCCACCUUUGCUGCUGCUAUGUUAAAUCUUAUUCCUGCUGUUACCUUCAUUCUUGCUGUUUUUUUCAGGUUGGAGAAGGUAACACUAAAAACAGUACCAGGAAGAGCAAAGGUUAUGGGAACUAUACUUGGGAUUUUAGGUGCAAUGGUGCUUACAUUUUAUAAAGGUGUUGAAAUUAAGAUAGGGUCAACAAACGCUCACCUAAUGAAAGAGGCAGCUCGUCGACCAGUGGUGCAUGACGCGCGAGAACGUCUAAUUGGGUCCGUACUUGCUCUAGGUGGUUGUUGUUCCUAUGCUUCUUGGUUGAUUGUACAGGCGAAGAUGAGUAUCAACUAUCCGAGUCCUUAUUCAUGCACAGCUUUGAUGAGUAUAAUGGGAUCAAUCCAAUCUGUCGUGUUCGCGUUUUGUAUGGAUCGAGACUUGAAGUUAUGGAAGUUGGGUUGGAACAUUCGACUUCUCACAGUUUCAUACUCCGGAAUUGUUGCUUCAGGUGUGAUGGUGACAUUAACCGCUUGGUGUAUUCGUCUUAAAGGGCCAUUGUUCGUGUCCAUAUUCAACCCUUUAACAGUCGUUCUAGUUGCAUUUGCAGGAUUUCUCUUACUAGAUGAGAAGUUGUACUUAGGAAGUGUACUAGGAGCAAUAUUAAUCGUGAUCGGAUUAUACGGGGUAGUAUGGGGUAAAGGGAAGGAGAUAAAGAAGAUGAUAAAACUGGCGCCUUCAAUGAAUUGCGAAGAUACAAAUGAAGAUAUCGAAAUAAUUACAUCUUCAGUACUUGAUAAGGAGAACAAGGCUAGUAAGGAUAUUGUUAUGAACAAUGCUUCCACAAGGCCAAAUUGUGCAACAAAGGAAGAUGAUAAUCACUCAUUUCGAAACGACAAUAUUGGCGUUGAUGCUGAACGUGAAUCCUAAAAUGUUGUAUGAUUAUCAUGAAAAUCGGUAUGUUUAUUAUCUAAUACUCCAUGCUACAAGUUGUAAUGUAGGUUUAGUUGUCAAAAUUAAGGGUAUCGUAGUUAAUUAUUUAACAGUUUAGAAUAUUGUAUUGCAAUUUUAGUUUUUGAUGCAAGAGGCAACUCCAUUCUCUCUUCCUUAUGAUGUUAAAUUGA